Messenger RNA from Verticillium alfalfae VaMs.102, 2550 nucleotides. Its product is annotated as 3',5'-cyclic-nucleotide phosphodiesterase regA. Bases 1 to 2550 code for a protein of 849 amino acids. Gene Ontology annotation, molecular function: 3',5'-cyclic-nucleotide phosphodiesterase activity. NCBI's taxonomy places the organism in Eukaryota, Fungi, Ascomycota, Sordariomycetes, Glomerellales, Plectosphaerellaceae. The transcript is spliced from 5 exons. Gene Ontology annotation, biological process: signal transduction. The record is from RefSeq and is a predicted model, not a curated record.
AUGGAUCAUUCUAAGCUCCACGUUGUCUAUGUAAACCGCCGCUUUGGCGCGGACAGAAGAGUUACCGCCCCUUCGAAGCAGGCACAGGAUGCCAACCACAUCUCGUCCGAGCUACAAUGGGAAUCGGAAGACUUGCGACAAGAUGUCGAGGUCCUGCUUGAGUCGUUUAGCGAAGUCCAUCUUUGCUCCACCGGCAGCGCAUGUCUGGCUUCCUUGUACGACAUCCAAGAAGGCUCCAUCGUGGAUUUAAGGCCUACUUUGGUUCUUAUUGAUACUCCUGACGACGAACACAUCCCCGAGGAGCCUCAGCCGAGGUCCAGAUCGCCGUCACCCAUGUCACGCCCUGAAUCCAGAGAAGUAGAGAUUCACACUCCGGAUGAGGAGGUGUACGGGCUCAGGCUGUUGCAAAGAAUCAUGACUGAGGCUCAUCUCCGCAGCCUCUCAAAGCUGGUCGUGCCAAUAUUGCUCAUCGGACAGGCGAUCGUGAACAGGGGUUCUUCCCCGCAGGACGCCGGAAGUUAUUUGGCUGGAGUUCGGCCUGUCGACCGUCGGCUCGUCAUGCGGUGCCUUGACCUCGGUGCUGCCGAUGUCAUCUUGAGGCCCAUGCACGCAAAGUGCGUCAUGAGUCUUGAGAUUCACGCCCAUCGAGUACGAAAGGAUGCUGCGAAGGAACAACGAGCCAUUCUGGAGGUUCGUCGUGGGAGGAAACGGUCGUGGGUGGGUGUGAACGAAGAGAGACCGUUUGCGUACCUUCGGGAGGCUAUGGUGUCCAGCCUUAUGAAGGGGAUAUGCCGGCUUCCAACUGACGAUGACGACAAGAUUGCCAACGUCAGCAUAGCUGUCUCUACGGAACGACAGGCCGCCAUUGCUACGGCCAUCGGGAGCUGGCAUUUUUGCGCUCAUGAUUUUUCCGACGAUGAGCUGCUGGUGGCGGCCAUGGUCAUGUUCAAGCACGCCCUCUCCAUGCCGCAGCUUGAGCGUUGGCGGAUACCCGCAGACCAACUCAUCAACUUUCUGGUCGCAUGCCGGGCUGCUUACAACAGCUUCGUGCCUUAUCACAACUUCCGUCAUGUCGUGGAUGUCCUCCAGGCUACCUUCAAUUUCCUCGUUCACAUUGGCAUCAUCUCACCCUACCCCUUGGACCUUCACUCCCAAGCACCAGCCACCUCACCUGUCGCGGAUCUAUUGAGCCCCGUUGACGGCCUGACCCUGCUCAUCACUGCUAUCGGUCACGAUGUUGGUCACCCCGGUGUCAACAACGGCUUCCUCGUCACACUCAAUGCCCCCCUGGCUCGGCUGUACAAUGACCGCUCUGUGUUGGAGUCUUUCCACUGCGCUGCCUACUCGCAAAUUCUGCGGAGGUAUUGGCCUGCCGUCUUCGAGGACUCCAAGAUGCGGAAUUUGAUGAUCAGUUCUAUUCUUGCGACCGAUAUGGGGCUGCACUUUGACUACAUGAAGAAGCUGGGUGAUCUUCAGGCAAAGCUCGAGGUCAACAGCACCACUGAUGGCUGGAAUGGGCGCAUGGUGGAGGAGCAAAAGGCAUUGGCUUGCUCACUGCUCAUCAAGUGCGCGGACAUCAGCAACGUGGCCAGGAAAUAUGAAGCUGCUCUUCAGUGGAUGUUCAUCCUUUCCGACGAAUUCUCACGACAGUCUUCCAUGGAGAAUGAGCUCGAGAUUCAGUCGUCGCUCCUGGCAACUCCCAAGAAAGACCUCGUCUCACUUGCCAAGGCUCAGCUCGGCUUUAUGAACAUGUUUGCCAUUCCUCUCUUCCAGGGUGUUGCUGACAUCAUGCCCACGAUGCAAUAUACUGUGGACGAGCUCGAACGGAACAAGGUUCUUUUUGAGGGGCGAGUGCAUGAAGAGCAGGCCAAGGAAGAUCCUGUUCGCAAGAGGCUCCUGAAGGAGGGAACCUUUUCACCGCGUACUAUGAGCUUCGUGGUUGAAUCAGACACGCAAACACCACCUACUGCCCAGGCAGGCUCACCAUUGGCCGAUAUUCCUACGCCCUCGACACUCACUGACGGGAAGAAGACGGACGAAAAAGAACUCUCACCGCCGCCUUCGAAUCCGACGAGCAAGCCAGCACACAUUCCUAACACGACAGAGGAGUACAAGGAAGUCAACGGCGGCUUUGUGUCGGAUUUUGAGUCUCAAAACAACAAGCAACGAUGUAGCGAGACAACCGACGGCAGCGCGGCCGGCCAUGUCUCGGGUGACUGGGCCUCGCAAGCGACGAGCGCGACAACCGGCAAGAUGCCACUCUCGCCGAGCACCCAGGGGACAAGCAUUGUCAGCAGAGAAUCAGCAGAACGGCGUAUGAGCAUCCCCGUCAUCGCCGAGCCGAAGGACCCAUAUGGCUCGAAGACGGAGUCGCUCCUGCACACCCAGGAAUCGAAUGGAUCCAACGGCAGCAUUGGCAAAGCCGAAGGGGCCAAGGUACUCAGGAAGAAAACCAGCCGGUUCAGGAUGAACAACUUUCCCUUUUUUAGGCGCAACAGGGGCGCAAGCCCUUCACUCUCGGCGAGCGACACAACCGGCGGGAGUCAGUAG